Aureobasidium uvarum is the source of this 1563-nucleotide messenger RNA. NCBI's taxonomy places the organism in Eukaryota, Fungi, Ascomycota, Dothideomycetes, Dothideales, Saccotheciaceae. The record is from the annotation of a GenBank genome assembly.
AUUACAUACUUGUUGCACGAGGCUGGCGGAGUCGAUCCUGCGACACUGGACGUCAGUAACGACUCGAUAAAGUUGCCAGGACUUAAAGCCGCCAAAGAAUGGAGAAUUACGCUGGGCACGCGAGAACUGCCAAAAGAAGUAUGGAGAUGCCUCCCCUGUCGAGCCUCUUCGAAAUCGAACAGUCAAGCUAACGAUACCUCCAAGGUUGUCGAUGCACUCGAACAAAGUCAUGAAAUACACAUACGCUGGUCUGCCGAGUGGAACUACGAUUCCGUAACACCAUUCUCAUCAAAAGUUCCGUCUGGCUUCCAUGUUUUCUAUACCCCUGGAGAAAAUGCAUCUACGGAUACACUAUGUCCGUUGCUUGGCAAAGUCUUUGGUGAAAUUGUUGAGUGUUCAUCCGUAGAGAAGUCAUUCUCAACUCCCCAAAUCUUGUCUGAACGCUUUGCUAUGUCCGCAAAGUACCAGUACUACAAGCCCCUAGCGCGUCUAACAAAAUUUAUCGGCUAUAUCUCAUCAACUCUCUGCGAGCCGUCAGACGCAGCUUGCCAUGCUCAGAUCACAUCUCUUGCUCAAGCCAGCUCCUUGGAUAUCGACUAUGACGCAAUAUCUCACGCGCUUCGUGUCAACGCAUACUGGGACUGGGCUGUGGCAGCCGAUGGCACGCAAGGCGUUUGGGAUGAGACUUUGCGUCUGCAGCCCUCUUCAGAUGCUCUCGAAGUUGGCAUAUUGAAUGUUGAGAAGCCGACUGAGGAAGGAGAGAUUGCAUUGAGUGGGCUGCUGACUGUGGUGGGCGAAGACACAAAGCCUAGUGCGACCAUGUUUUCCUUCCCAUCGAGACAUCAUGCUGCGUCAAAGCAGUCUGCAGAACUAACUUUCGAAACAACCUUCCGUCAACCGACUGGACUGCAUCCUACAUUGGAGCUCAAGUUUCCUGGAAAUGUCCUCGUACAACCAGAUGAGUCUUGUGCAUUGCACGCUUAUCUGACAUUACCAUCCUCGGUCUUUAUAGACCGCUACCAACUCUCGGAUCCUCUGUUCCUCGCAUCGCAAAAUCUGGUUGCUCUGCGCAGUCUCAGCGGUGCCACUGACCUUGAAGCUCCCGUCUGGACAACGCCGCAGUGGGGCUCGGCAGCACUUCUUGAGCUCGCACAUCCCGAGUCGCCAUCGAUAAGCAACGACACUUGGACCGUGACGGUUCCACUGCACACACGCUACAUGCCACCCUCCACAGAUGGCACACAUGCUGCACACAUCCCCUGGCCAGCAGUUUUCUGGGCUUGUGAAGCCGAAGACGGACUGAAGAUGGCCGUAAAUCCAUUCGAUCGCACAAACAUUGGUUAUGAUGGGCUCUUCGGACCCAAGACUUUGUUCCAUCAUAUUGGUGCUUCGGCUGAGACGAAGACAUUGAUGGAGACGCUCGAAAUACCCGUGUUAGACGAAAGUAAGACUAGAUUCGUCGAAGUGGGUACCGGAGUUGCUGUGUUGCUCGGUUUCUUAUGGGUGAUGUGGUGUUUGGUCAAACCAUCUGGAACAGCAGUUGGAAAGGCUGGUAAAAAGGAG